UUAGGGUUUUUACUGGUUUCUCCUUUUAUCUGAGUAGCGGCCGGGAGAGCUUUGGACGUUCGUAGGAUAGUGAGAUUUCGAAGGGUUUGGACUUUGGAGUUUCAGUAAAAAUGCCGCCUAAGUUCGAUCCGUCACAGGUAGUGGAGGUUUAUGUACGUGUUACAGGAGGCGAAGUCGGGGCAGCGUCAUCUUUAGCGCCAAAGAUUGGACCUCUAGGUCUUUCUCCGAAGAAAAUCGGAGAAGACAUAGCAAAGGAAACAGCUAGAGAUUGGAAAGGGCUGAGAGUGACUGUUAAACUUACUGUCCAAAACAGGCAAGCGAAAGUCGCUGUAGUUCCCAGUGCUGCAGCACUGGUGAUAAAAGCAUUGAAGGAGCCUGAAAGGGACCGCAAAAAGACUAAAAAUAUCAAGCAUUCGGGGAACAUCUCGUUAGACGAUGUUAUCGAAAUUGCGAAAGUAAUGAAGCCACGCUCAAUGGCAAAAGCCCUCGCCGGGACAGUCAAGGAGAUUCUCGGCACUUGUGUAUCAGUGGGGUGUACCGUAGACGGGAAGGACCCCAAGGAUUUGCAGAGCGAGAUAGAUGAAGGGGAGGUCGAGAUCCCCGAAGAUUGAUUAAAAUUGGAACGAGAUUGAUUUGGAUGUCGCAUGGCUUCGAUAAUGCCGAUUCCUUUAUAGAGAUGGGAUUUCCAAGUAAAGGUAGAAUCAGGAAGAGGAGUGAAGGAUAAUUUUGUUUGAUGUGAUUUUAUGAUGAACUUGAGGGUAAAUGGUGAAGAUAUAUUUUUGUUAUUUCAAGUUUCAACAGAACCUUAGUUUUUUACUGUCAUAAUUUUUGUUACAAUACGGAAGGAGAUAAAUUAUAUGUAUUGUUUUUUUUGAAACUUGGAUGGAGCACUUACUGUUUGGUAUAUUUCUGUAUGUUGUUGACUUGGUCUUCUCAUCGUUACGGGGAAUCAUAAUUUUUAUUUGUUAUAAAUUCA
Molecule: messenger RNA, 976 nt
Organism: Cryptomeria japonica (Japanese cedar)
Lineage: Eukaryota; Viridiplantae; Streptophyta; Pinopsida; Cupressales; Cupressaceae
Product: large ribosomal subunit protein uL11
Exons: 2
Coding region: 111-611 (166 amino acids)
Biological process (GO): translation
Cellular component (GO): ribosome; cytosolic large ribosomal subunit
Molecular function (GO): structural constituent of ribosome; large ribosomal subunit rRNA binding
Source: RefSeq, a predicted model, not a curated record